AUGGCCGGCGGUGGUGAUCCUAAAUGGCAGAAAGAUGCAUCCGAUCAGAACUUCGACUACAUGUUCAAGCUGCUCAUCAUCGGCAACUCGAGCGUCGGGAAGACCAGCUUCCUGUUCCGCUACGCAGAUGAUUCGUUUACGUCCGCCUUCGUGUCCACGGUAGGCAUCGACUUCAAAGUGAAAACCGUGUUCCGCCACGACAAGCGCGUCAAGCUACAGAUUUGGGAUACCGCCGGACAGGAACGAUACCGUACCAUCACGACGGCGUAUUACCGUGGGGCCAUGGGUUUCAUCCUGAUGUACGACAUUACCAAUGAGGAAAGCUUCAACUCCGUGCAGGAUUGGGUUACACAAAUCAAAACCUACUCGUGGGACAACGCACAAGUCAUACUGGUUGGCAACAAGAGCGACAUGGAGGACGAGCGUGUGAUUUCGUUCGAGCGUGGCAAGCAGCUGGCGGACCAGCUCGGGGUGGAGUUCUUCGAAACAUCGGCGAAGGAAAACAUACACGUGACGGACGUUUUCGAGCGACUGGUGGACAUCAUCUGCGACAAAAUGUCGGAGAGCUUAGACUCCGACCCGACGCUGGUGGCUGGCGGUCCCAAGGGCCAGCGGUUGACCGACCAGCCCGGGCAAGGUCCUCCGAACGCAAACUGUAACUGCUAAAAGUUGCAACGAAGCACUUGCGCCGACCCAACAGGCCAGGGGACGAGUUUUCGAACGACCACAACCAGCGAAGCGAAAAACGAAAAAUCACAUCACGGCUACAAAAAUGUACACGGACACAAAACGACACACCCACAUACAGACAAACACACUUACACACAGCAAAGACGAACCUAAGCACUCGUUACUGUCUCGCGAAGAAAGCUGUCCACUACAGGGACCCCGGCAGGACCCAAACAGAGCAGUGCGGUUGGAGCAAGAAGAGGAACAAUUCCAAACGCAACCAAAAGCAAAACGGAACACAUUUAUUUAUUCGUUUCUCUAACUAUAAACUCUAUUGAAGUUGAUCGCAAAUUGGGUAGAAAGACAGCUGACAGUGAAUUCGAUAAACGUAUGCAGGGGUAAAUGUAAAAUUUGUAGUUGGUUGUAGACGCCGGUACGGUGGCCGCAUAGGAUGAGCACGAACGAGUAAAAAAAAAUGUUUAAAAAAGUGGGUAGAGAUAAAGAGAAUCAGCAGUAAAAGAAUGACACAAACAUAAACUUGGAAUCAUACAUUUAAAAGCUAGCAAAUCCUACAAACAGAACAAAGCAGAAACGAAGCGUACGAGAACAAAACCAGCAUUAUGUAAUAAUAUUUAACAAAAAAAGAGAAACGAAAAAGAAAACAACCAAGCUAAAACAACAAAAUAUUUAAAAAAAAUACAACACACAAAUUGAUCGAUUAUUAGUAACUAUUCCGUAAUUUAACGAAAGUAUAACUUCAGUAAGUGCAGAAAUAUUCAUAUCGAAGCAAAUCGCAAAGAAUUAAUACAUUGAUCGUCAUUAUGUGUAGCCAUAUGCGUUAUUGAUUUAAUUGGCAACGGAGAACGAGGGCCGGAUGUAAGGAUCGCGGAAUGCAAACCAUCGUUGCGAGUGUUCGAAUACUUGGUUCGAUCGUUUAGCGACGGAACUCGGUCUACUACUGUAAAACAAACACUGACACACGCUUAGGAUCGCAACGAGCGGACCGAAGGUCGCACACAGAUUCACACAUUUCCCGUAUCCGGCGGGAUUGGCAGGCUCGACUGGCCUAUUGGAUCCGGUUUUUUUUUUGUUAACUCUUGUGAGCACAAUUGAUGAUAUAGGCCACAUCCAAAACGAAUCAAUUACAGAGCACUGCUAGGGCAGCUGCCGAUGUCACUCGUCGUUGGUUUCACGCCGACUCCGGCUCGUCGAUCGGUUCGGUUCGGUGCUGGCUAUCAGGCUGGUGGUUUGCCAACCGGGCCAACCGAGUACCGACAUUGACAGGCAUGCACCGGUAGGCGAGAGUUUUGCAUUGUGUAGAUGCGCGUUGUUUGUAGCGAGUAGCGACAAUAAGUUUAAGGGAAAAAACACAAUAAGUGGUACCGGUAAACACUGAUUAGUGACCGACGUGUGUGUGUGUCAUGUACCGGCGGAACGAUAGCGGGCGAAAUUCGGCCGGAUGUGCAGUCGGGCGACGAGAACCAAUCAUUACGGAACACUAAACAAAACAGAAGACAGCGUUUGCUCAUUCGUUCCUUUUUAAUCUCCUAAUCAAUCGGAAUCCAUCGAAUGGAAUGGAAUCAGUAUUACACCCGUAUCAGCGCUGUUGGUACAGCGGAUUUCGUUUUAUUCGGACAUAUUUUGCCUCGGUUUAUUUACUGAUAGGAGUGAUUUCAACAUUUCGUUUCAGAAUGUAAGCGAGCGGGAGAGGAAAAGGUAGAGCCAUUUUAAGUACAACUGCCAUACAGGCAUACGAAUCGAAUUUGUUUUAUUUGGAAGGUUGUUUGCCACUAUACGAUAUAAAACGACGGCUUGCAUUGUAUCCAUCCUUGCGAUAAUCAUUGUUCCCGAGCAGAAACAUCACCAAUGCAGUAUGUUUGGAACAAGCUGUACGCUGACCACGGUUUGUAGCCGAUAAGCCAUGAUGUGAAAUGGAGGGCGAUCGGUUUAUGUAAAGUAACACUCACAUCGACAGCGAGGCUAGCCAUUACCGAUAUACGCGUCCGUUUCGUAAUUCUUUUUGUCAUAAAAGUUUACUCCUUUUCAAGCGGUUCGUAGCACAAAUACGUGCGUUUAGGGAGAAUUUAUGUCAGCAAACGAAAGCAAGCGAACGAGCGUGGUUGAGUUCGGUUCUGCUGGGCCAGUUGCAAGAAAUUAGAGACGGAAAGAAAAACGUGUUAAAGCAAAGAUACUUCAAUGUUACUGACUUCAACUGUCGACGUAUGGAUGUGUAUGCGUGCAUGUUUUAAAAUCCAGUUCCACUUACAAGCAAAAUCUAGAUUCAACAUCUACAUGUGCCUACACUAACAGUUGCGGUUGCAGAAGAACAAGUAUGAAUGUCCCGAGACCGUCAGGAAAAGAGGCUUGCCAGCUUCCCGUACAAGACCGUAACGAAAACUAGAAACGAUGUCACCCUGUUCCCCGGCGGGUGUUACGAUGUUUAAACACGCUAGAGAACCCAUUUUGACCGAUGUGUAGCUAUACGAAGAAGACAGCUAUUUUUCCACCGCAUUGUAAGCUCCACGCAAGUUAACCAAUUCUGCGGAGACACUACUCCAAUGUACGCAGUCAUAGCAUCCUGGAGCCAGUUCCCUGUGGAUUGCUGGGGUGGUUUUCAAACGCUAAAUCACUCGCUGAUAGCCCAACAUAUCUAUUUGCAUACGCGCAUAGCUGCAUCGAAAACUCCACGGCAAAGCGGAUGGUUUUAGGUUGCUUUUAAGCGAAUUAUAUUUUAAGGCCUGACUCCCAAUCAAGGGUUUGCUCCAUCUUGCACUCGAAGUGCGUUCACCUUCAGGUUGUUUUUGUUAUCAGCAAAGGAUCACGACCGCUGUGCUGUUGCGGUCACUGUAAACACAAACAACUAGAUGCAAGUAGAAAUUUGGAAAACGUUCUAAACGCUUUCAACACCUCAAGCAAAAUGAACCCGUUAGAUGCCAAUGCGUUCAUUAUGGCCGUUUCGAAAAUGCACCACCGCGCUUAGGUUAUGCUGCAUCCGAAGAGUAAGAAAUCUAAAAACACAACUUCAAUGAGCCAACAGACUCAGCGACCAUAGACCGGAACCUCCAAUCCACACCCAAAGAACAAAAACUCUACCGGAAACGAUCGAAGCCGAAACGAAUCAACAUAAAAACGAAGCAAUGGCGGACACUCUGGUGAAGGAAACAUGAACGUGUCAGGGCCGGUGGAUGUAACACUAAACGGAGCUGUUUCUUAUCCAACCAGCCAGAGCGUGGUAGCGAAGCGAGAGCAAGGAAAAAGUAAAAUUAUUGGUCAUCAUAAUUGUUGUAAUAAUUAAAAGUAUAUAUAUACAUAUAUAUAUUUAGCAAAAUAUAUAAGGGGAAAAACCAGGU
Molecule: messenger RNA, 4019 nt
Organism: Anopheles coustani
Lineage: Eukaryota; Metazoa; Arthropoda; Insecta; Diptera; Culicidae
Gene: Rab3
Product: ras-related protein Rab-3
Exons: 4
Coding region: 1-666 (221 amino acids)
Biological process (GO): protein secretion; protein localization to plasma membrane; regulation of exocytosis
Cellular component (GO): plasma membrane; synaptic vesicle; endosome
Molecular function (GO): GTPase activity; GTP binding
Source: RefSeq, a predicted model, not a curated record